UUCUAUUCAGAUAAAUAAUAAUCAAACAUGAAAAAAAUUAAUAAAAAGAUUCGAAAGAAAUAUUCUGACUUCUAUACCUCCGAAGAUAUUUUUGAGGAAAAAUCACCGCAACUGAAUUUUUCAGUUGCUGACUUGGAUACGAAAGGACACUUGUCAAAUCCUAAAGCCCCAUGUGUUGUAACAACAAUUGAUCCACAAUACACAAAAGAUGCCAAUAGACAACUGAAUUUUUAUAAAUUCAACGUUAAAAGUGAUAUUCUUCGACUACGAGAUAUAACAAGGAAGAAAUUUCUAUUUUACGCCACACAGCAACAGGCUCUUGAAAGGGCACAAGAAGAUGCAUAUCAAUUUAAGGUCUAUGAAGAGGCUAAAAACUUCUUAAAUAUGACCUCUCAACAGCUUGAUGUUUUUCAAAAUGAAGCCUUUUGUAAAGUCUUAGCUGAAAAUGAAAAACUUAGGAAAAUUAAAGCAGAAACAAUGUUGGAUAAAUUUAAAGAAACUACUCUAAUGCAUCAGAAAUUAUCCACAGAUGUCAAGGAUGUGCACAAGAGAUUUAUAUUCCUUUUAAAAUUGAUUGGAUACUUUGAUGUGAGCGAAGAAGGAUUUAAUAUGCUUAAAUUAAAUCGUUUAGCAGAUUCUGGUGAUUUUGUUUUCCUUAAAAACAAUUUACUCUCCGAUAGCAUUUCAAGUGAACAAAUUAAACAAUUGAAGGAAUUUGUAGCUGAUGUCAUUGAUCCUUAUGUGAAAAAGCAAACAUUUUUGAAUGCUGAUGUUUGGAUUGACGGAUACGAAAAUACACGUCGGAAAUUAUUUGAGUAUUACAAUCAAUUUACAAAACUUGCAAUUUUAAAUCAUAUGGUUUCGAUUGUUCAUUAUAAAUUUAUAAAGUUUCAUAUAAAUUGUAACUUACAACUCAUUGCUCGAAAUCCAAAACAUCUUACUGAACAUAAAAAUCGUCUUCAACUCGAAUCCAAUCAACUUUUUGAUAAAUUUGAGCAAAAAAAACUCAAAAGUGGAAAAGUAUGUUGGGAUAUCAAAGGAAUUGCACCAGUACUUCUUGAAAAGAUUCAACCAAAGAACGAAGAAGAUGAAAAAGGACCUCCAAUUAGUUCUAUUACUCAAUUAGAGAAAAUCCAUAAUAUUUUAAUGAGCCUUCUUAAUGAACUUGAUAGUUUGGAACCUGAAUAUUGUAAGACUUACGAAGAAGAAGUUCGCAGACAAGUUACAAGAGAAAAGAAAGCAUCGAGAAAUGUAUUGGUCAGAGUAAAUCGAUUCAAGAAUUGGAUAGAGCACUAUAAGAAACACCAAAAGAAAUAACUUAAAAAUAAAGUAUGAGAAUUAUUAUUUAUAU
Molecule: messenger RNA, 1351 nt
Organism: Eupeodes corollae
Lineage: Eukaryota; Metazoa; Arthropoda; Insecta; Diptera; Syrphidae
Exons: 10
Coding region: 28-1317 (429 amino acids)
Source: RefSeq, a predicted model, not a curated record